Molecule: messenger RNA, 12564 nt
Organism: Taeniopygia guttata (zebra finch)
Lineage: Eukaryota; Metazoa; Chordata; Aves; Passeriformes; Estrildidae
Gene: ENTPD1
Product: ectonucleoside triphosphate diphosphohydrolase 1
Biological process (GO): nucleoside diphosphate catabolic process
Cellular component (GO): plasma membrane
Molecular function (GO): ribonucleoside triphosphate phosphatase activity; UDP phosphatase activity; GDP phosphatase activity
Source: RefSeq, a predicted model, not a curated record
CCACCACUUGCUAAGUGCAGAGCAAGCUGUGGAUGACAGGGUGUUUGGAUCUCUUGCCUCUGCAGUCAUUCCCCAUCAGAACCUCCUGUGGGGCCUUGCAGCAUUUACAAACCUCAGGACUUUUUGUUCUCCAGGAAGUUUCUGAAAUUGCUGGCCCAAUGUGGGUGUUGAAGGGCGGAGUGGUUGUUCUGGAGGCUGUUUCCUCUCUCUUUUUCAUAAUAACUUGUACAUCCCCCUCAUGUGUGUGUGGUUGAUAGGACACAGGAAAGGGUGGGCUGUGCUGGGUUAGUGAUGUGACUCACACAUCACCCAUCUUCCAGGGUAAGCAGUGGUCCUGCUGUCCUCAGCAGCAACCACAAUUAAAUAAUUACACACAAUAGCUGCCCGAGGCUGAACAGGGGGCAAGAGACCAAAGCAAGUGAAGAUCAGUGCCUGUCACCAACCAGGAUGCUGGGGACAGAGACAGGAAUGGCUUUCUAUAUAGGACAAGAAAAGCUGAUAUGAUGGUGGAUUUUAGUGAAAGACAAAGCAAUUUCUCAGAACUGAAGGUGAACAUCUCACAGUUUGCAAUGCAUUACUUCUAGCUCAAGAGAAAUGUAUGUUGACCCCAGUCACAAGAGAAAAAGAGGAAUUUCUAUGAGAGUUUCAAACUAUUAUAAAAGCAAUGCACACUUAUUCUGUGUCAACAAUGUCUAGUAGCUCUUAAAAAAAGUAACAUCACAAAGUAAAAAAUACUUGAGCCAAAUCAGCAGAGUAUUUAAAAAGUGAAAAUAGGAAUGCUAAUAAGAAGCAACCCAUUCUCUUUUUAUUUCAUUCCACAAAAGCCAUAAUCCAACUGUUGAAAGUUAUGUUAAUUUGAAAAUAAUAAAAUCUCUUAAAGAUGCAUAUUCAGAGGCAAUAAAAGAAGAUAAAACUAGUGCAAAUUUAAAGUUGGAAAGUGAAAAAGAUGGUCAAAAGAAUCAUAAGGAAAAAAUCAUGGCCAGGGAGUUAAGAAAAGAAAGAAGAAUGUAAGUAUCUUGAGCACAAGCAGAAGCUUGGCAGCACUGUUAGACCAUUGCAAGUCUGUGUAUUCAAACUAUCAAUAAUGACAAAGCUGAAAGGUGUCAGUGCUUGAUGCAUCUUUUUUUUCCCCCCAAAAUGACAAACAAAUGCCUCCACAUCAUGUGAUAGUUAAGCAUGUUCAAGCAAUAAUUUAGCUGAUAAGCUGGGGAGUAGGGGAAGCCCCCUUGAGCUCACUGGAUAUUUUCUGGUGAAACUUCAAGCUUUGUGGAUAAUGGCAAUAAAACUUCUGCAGUUAAAAUAUAGCUUUGAUGGCUAGUAGGAAAUUAAUACCAGAGGCUUCCUGACAGGAAACUGAUGUAACUGCUAACAGGUUUCUCUUCUGAUUUGAAAAACCUCUUUGAUGUGAGAAUUGUAAAGAAAUUAGUAUAAGUACAAGGAAGAUACAGGCUUAGAAGUCCAGUAGCCAUCAUACAAAUGUGAAAAAAACAAUCUAAAAGUCAUUGUGUCAGCAGCAUCCUGACACUUGCCGAUUGUAUUUAAAAAUAUUGAGUAUCUGGGUCUGACUGCUGUGAUGCAAGCCAGAAAAAUACCUUUGUGCAGAGAGAUUACUUAAUGAGCAGGCAUUGGGAAGGCUUGUGGGGGCAGUAUAUAACACCAGGGAGAUGGGCUGUGAGGCCAAGGUGGGAGGGGAUGUGAGUGCCUUGCAGGGAGCUGGGGAGGCUGAGCACCAUCCCCAGCCCUGCUCCGUGGGAAGGUCUCUGACAGAGGAACCUGCUUUGUGUGUGGUGAAUGGGGCACUUGUUGGUGUGGCAGUCUGGGCCACUGGGGCUCGUGGCCAGAACCCCUGGGCAUCACCUCUCCAGCAGUAGCUGCACUGCAGGGCCACAGGGCUGCCCGGGCACAGAGCCCCUCUGCGCUGCGGGCAGCUGUGCAGGGGAGAGAAAUGUCUGCUGCCUGCUCCUUUGGAUCCAUCUCUCUCUGCCCAGCUUUUGCUGCCUCCAGCACCCAGCAGCUCUCCAGGAUUUCCACGUGCUUUUCUUUUUUCCAGGAAAAGAGGGCUCAUUCAAUGUGUCUUGUGCAAUUUCCCAGGGUGUAUCCCAGCCACAACACUAAAAGCAGCAAAAGGAUGAGGCACUCCCACACCAAGCAGUGCUGCACACGUGGAUAGCACCCAGCAGGGUGGCUGCCGUGGCUGAAUUAUGUCUGAACAAAACCCAGAGCUUUGUUGGGCAGAGGAGGACCUUUGUACAACUGCAUCUCUAUCCCACAGGGAGAGCAUAUGCACUGCACUGGCUUUGCUGACAGUGUAACUUAUGAGUGCAUUGUCCCCUUUUUGCUGACUCCCCUCCUUCUGAACCAAGGAAACGGAACUGGGAGAAAAUCCAGGAGCCACCCUCAUCCUGAGGCAGGACUGGCUACGCCAGCGCUGGCAGACAGAAAUGUCAUUUUUCUGAAGACAACUAAUGAGCCUUCUCUACUCUUCUUUUUUGCAAACUUGACAAUUCAAUUCCUUCAAUCUUUCCUCACAGGUCAAGCUUUUAAGCUUGUGAUCUUUCUUGUUGUCUUCUGGAGUUUCUCCAAGUGGUGUCCAUCUUUCCUGAAAGGCAGUGUCCAAAAUUGGUCAUAGAACCUCACAGGAGGAUUUACCAGCUUUAGAUGGAGGGUAGGAUUACUAUAAACUGCUGUAGCUGCAAUACCAUUUUCUCUGGAAAAGCCACUUAACAGAUUGCUCACCACACUGUGUUUGGGUGAUGGCUCUUACCUAAAUGUCAUAUUUGCUUUUGUCCUUAAGUGAGUUAGAUGUUCUCACCAGGCUCUCACCUAUUUGUCAAAUUCAUUUUCAGUUCCCGCCCAAUGUGUCAGUGUGCUUUGCUCCCAGCCUGGUGUUAUCCCAGCUACAGACACACUCUUUAUCUUCCAGCUCACUAAUGCACAGGUAUGUGUGCACAUGGGACAGUUCAAGCUGCCAAGCUGUAUAGCCCAAAUUCAUGGGACUCUGAGGGUUUUGAGACAUGUAGGGAUGCAUGAUUUCAGUAUCAAAUGUCUCUUGAGAGACAGCAUCCAAAAAACCCAUUAUACUGUUUGGAUUAUCAGUUUCACUGACACUUCAAUGUUUGUACUUCAGCACUGACAAGUAUUUCAUCUGGAAAAAUAUAACCCAGUAAAUGUGUAUUUAUUAUUCUACAUAGCACUACAAGGAAGGGCAGAGAUCACACCAGUAUUUAGGCUACAGUCUUUGCCAUAGGAAUAAUUAAAACUUGGAGCAGAGUCACCCGCACUGUUCCAUGUAACAGUUGCAAAAAGUGAUGUAAAAUCCUGAUCUGCAGCUUGAAUUCUAAUUUCAGCAUGGUGAAUAUCUUGUUCUGGUACUUUGAAAUAAAGCCCCUUAUACCAAAGCCAUUGACUUUCUGUAUAUGUGCUUGUUUGUAAAUUCUAAGACAAACCUGAGCCUCUUGACAGCCUAAGAAAAGAAUUUUCCAGUAUGCUGGCCUGAAACAGGUGGUUUACAUUACUUUGCAGCAAAGUCUUCCUAGGUAACUUGGAUACAAGCAUAUUUACAUGCAAAAGGCAGAUGAAGAAUGAGUAAGAAGUCAGCUAGGGACAGGGAAAAUUUCAUUAAAGGGUUGAUAAAUGAAGCAGUGUGGCUCUUCUGAGUGUUUAUGCACUCAGAUUUUUGGUUGUGCUGAGUCUGAAGACAGGAGUGCCUUUUGGGUAAUGUGCAUCAAACCCUGAACCCUGCAAGUUCAGUAACCUCACAGAGUAAUCAGUGAGGUAAUUUCAGGCAAUUCAGCCUGAAAAACUUCAUGACUACUGAAAUCUCAUUUUCAUUCACCAGGAGGAUGAUGUGUGGGUCUCCUCUCCAUGUUGAACAGCAGCACUGACUGCUCCCCUACCAUCACUGCCAGCAGAACUCCACAGACAUGAACUCCUGCAGUUAGAAAAUAUGCCCAGAUGCAUCACCAGAGCCCCUCUCUCCUGGGUGGGUUUGCUGAGUUUGCAUGAGAGGUUCUGGGUUGACUUAGCACAGCCUGGGAUGGUGGAGGACCAUGUUUCUGAGGUAGUGCAAGUCCCCACCUCCCUUCAUUUAGGCUGGGACUGUAUCAUCUCCUGUGGAAUGGGUUCACUGCUGUGCAAGGCCAGUCUCCUUGCAGCUCUGGUAAGAAUGCUCAAGAAAAACAUAAACAUGUAAUUCUAUAUGUAGAGAAGUGAUGCUGGACUCUUUAGAUAGACAGAAAAGACAAAAAAAAAAUCCAGAAAGGAUAAUUUCUUACAAAUUGACUAAGAGAAUAAAUUCUCUUAGGACUGGGCAUUUCAGAAGUUGUGAGAUAGAAGUGGAAGCCAGACAGAGAGAAUAGACUGACAAUAAAUAAAUUAGGGCUGAAAAUGGGAAUAUUUGUGACCACAAAGAGAAGAGCUGAGGGGGUAAAGGUGAUGGUGGGAACUGUCUCUGUCAAUGUGGCAUUUAUGCAGUGGAAGAGGGAUUGCCUUGCAGUACAACCCCUUGUGAUCCCUUCUGUAACAGACUGAGCAUGAACAUCCAAAUGAAAGAUCAAACAUCAGCUUUAUCUGUUGUGCAAAGUCAGAGCUUACAAAAAUAUUUGUAUUUAUUAGAGAUGAUGGGUUGCAGUGGGAUUGUCUGAACCAAGCAUGGCUUUGGUCUAUGCACAGCAUCUUUUCUGCUUGACAUUCCUAAUGUCAUUCCUUAAACAAGCCUUAGUUUCUGCUUAUUGCAUGUCUAAAAACAGCUGUUUGCCUGGCUCCUUUUAACUUUUGUUAGUAAGUCUUGUUUGGUGAGAAGGGAGUUGAGGGUGGGCAGUCCUGGCUGUGAGUGACAUCUCUUGGCAUCCAGAGAUGCUUUUGAUUUCAUGUCGUUUGGCUGGAGGGGUCAUUUCCUACUUGUCUUGAGCUCUGCAAGACACAGGAGUCAAAUCUACUUCCUUGCUUCCACACAGAGCUGCCACCCACGCUGGUGUGGUCCUCCCUGCUUAUUCACUAAUAGCAACAGGGUUUCCACAGCAAAAUUGCUGCUACCUGGAGUGACUGACAACAUCCUCCCAUUUCUCUGUCUUGGAGACAGAAAGGAUGUUAGAUCUGUUCCUGUUUUGAGGCCAUCACUGGAUGGAACCAGUGGUAGCCCCCACAAAAAAGCAAGAGACCAAAAUUGGAAACAGAGAUGCAGCUGGGCUGUGCUCCAGCAUCUGGAGAGUGCUCAGUGCCUGUGCAGGCGGGCAGGGCUCCAGCAGCAAGCAGCUCUGAGCUCUGAGAGGAGAAAAGCAGCAUCAUUUCUAUGCCUACUUAGGGCCCUAUGGGAUGUUUUAGUCAGUGCACACAGUGGGCAGGGUGGGAGAAAGAGUAGAGAUCUGUCUCUGCUUGGAUUCUGACUGGGCACAGGGACAGAAGAUCGUGUCUGCUUAAUCUUUAGCUGAGGAAAACUGCUAGUGGAAGAAAAACCCUGGGGCCUGGAAAUCAGUCAUGUACUGCUCCACUUGGUGGACACUGAGGAGUGUUUGCAUGGCAUUCAGCAGUGUGAAUGUGAAACUCUAAGCAGCUGGAGGAAGCUGGAAUAGCUUAAUUCUUUAGCCCCUGCAGAACCUGCAAUUUCACCUAGAGCUGAUGGAGAUAACCAAGGGCACAUAAAAGGAAACUUAUUGAAAUACCUCACCUUUCUGAACAACCAGCAAGUGAAAUUUACCUGCAUUGAAUUCUUUAGACAGAUUUGGAGUGUUGGUUUUUGUUUGAAUUUUUUAAAAUAAGUUUGUCUUUUUUUAAACAAGUCUGUCAAGUGUUCAAGUCUGUACACUUUGAGUGCUCUUUGGAAGGCUAUUACUUUGUUACACUACCUUCUGGAUUAUGCUUAUCACCUUGUACCUUUUCUUGUGUGUAAUAUUUCAAUACAAGACUUCUUGGUAGUAUUAGAGGUCACAGAGAUAGAUGGUUUGGUAUGGGAUAAAGCAAUGAAGUCACCCAGCUACAAACUCCAGAGUCCUGAAAAGUGCUCAUGAUAUUGAACUAAAAUUCAGGCAAAAGUCAUAUUCAGGGUUAAGAAAACAAUGUGCCUUGGCAAAAAAAUUACUGAUCUCAGGCUACAGGUGGGAUGAAGACAAUUAUCAUUAUGCCUCUGCCUUCACACAAGAGAUUUCUAGUUUAUAAUUAGGAUGGUCCAUUACAGUGAGAACAAUAUUCCUGCUUUGCUGCCAAUGCUGACACUCUCAGAGUGUGGCUGCUGAAAAGAUACAGCAGUCUGACAAUACCCAUCACAACAGGAAAUCUGAACAUCUUAGAACUUGUGCAAAGUCACAUAUCCUUAAUUCCUAUGACUGCAAACACGUAACAAAUUCGUUCAUGGUUGUCUCUAGGCAAGAUCUCAGAGGAAGGGUGGCAAUAAUUAUGUGGUUGUGCUGGGCAACUGUCAGCAGCAGUUUCAAUUUUCAGGCACGCUAACUUCAUAUCUAUAUUGUGCAGCUAAUUUUACAUUAUAACAUCUGCUUUAAUUCAUUUCUCUAGGGUUGAAAUAACUUUGUUCAAUGUAGACAUGCUCAGUGCUAUGAUAACCUGAGCCAACUACUCUCUACAAUGAGAAGGAAGGUCUCCCAGCUGUCAUGCUCUGCAGUUUCUAAUCACUUCAAGCCCUGAGUUCUGGGUGUUUUUGAAUAGAGUUGGAUAAAAUACAUUCUUACUUCCUACUGUCUGUCACAGGUACCAAACCAAAGAUGUCCUCAACAAGAAUGAUUCUACUCAUCCUGGCAUUCCUCUCUACUUUGGCUGUAAUUGCUUUAAUUGCUGUAGCAGUGACCCAAAACCAGCCACUUCCGGAGAAUAUUAAGUAUGGGAUCGUGCUGGACGCGGGAUCAUCCCACACCAACCUCUACGUGUACGAGUGGCCAGCAGAGAAGGAGAACGACACUGGGGUGGUGAAGCAGGUGGAGGUGUGUAAAGUUGAAGGCCCUGGGAUCUCAGGUUACUCCCAUGCCCCAGAGAAGGCAGGUCCCUCUCUGGAACAGUGCCUACAACAAGCAAAAGAGGUGAUUCCCUCAGCACAGCACAAAGAGACACCCGUCUACCUCGGAGCAACUGCUGGCAUGCGGCUUCUCAGGUUGCAGAAUGAAAGUGCAGCUGACAAAGUCUUGUCCUCAGUAGGAAACACACUACGCUCAGCUCCCUUCAACUUCCAGGGUGCCAGAAUCAUCACUGGUCAGGAAGAAGGAGCCUAUGGAUGGAUCACCAUUAACUACCUUCUGGGCAAUUUCAAGCAGCUUAUAAACCUUCUGAGAGCUGAAACAUCUGGCUGGAAAAAGCUUCUACACUCCCUGAAAUCUUUAAGUGAGACAUCAGGAGCACUAGACCUUGGAGGGGCCUCCACACAGAUUACCUUUGUAUCAAAGGAGCUCACUUCUGAGUCCCCAGAGAACCAGCUCUACUUCCGUCUCUAUGGCAAGGAUUACCAAGUGUACACGCACAGCUUUCUCUGCUAUGGGAAGGACCAGGCUCUGCAGCAGAAACUGGCCAGGGAUCUACAGACUGUGGAGAACAGCCUUCUCCCUGACCCAUGCUUUCACAAGGGUUAUGAGAGGACUAUAAAUAUUAGUGACUUCUUCAAAAACCCUUGCACAUCAGAAAAGAAAACGCAAUUACCUUUCAGCCAGCUGUACAUAAAGGGAGAGGGGGACUAUCAAAAGUGCCGAGAAAAUAUCCAGAAUCUCUUCGACAAAAGCAAUUGUCCUUACUCCAGUUGCUCCUUCAAUGGGAUAUACCUACCUCCAUUACAAGGGGAUUUUGGGGCUUUUUCUGCUUUCUAUUUUGUGAUGAACUUUUUGAACCUGACCAGUGAACCAAACCCCCUUGCUCUGAACAAAGUGACCAGCACCAUUGAGCGCUUCUGUGCCCGGCCUUGGCAAGAGGUGAAGACAGCAUAUCACCACAUCAAAGAAAAGUACCUGAGUGAAUACUGCUUCUCUGGAAUCUACAUCCUCUCUCUCCUGGAAAAUGGCUAUGAGUUCACUGAAAACAACUGGCAAAUGAUCCACUUCCUUGGAAAGAUUGAGAGCAGUGAUGCAGGUUGGACCCUGGGCUACAUGCUGAACCUGACCAACAUGAUCCCUGCAGAGGAGCCAGCUGGGCCCCCCCUCUCCCACGGCAGCUACGUGGGGCUGAUGGUGCUGUGCUCCCUUGUGCUGGUGUCUGUGCUCCUGUUUGCCUGGCUUCUCCUCCACAAGCCCAAGUGCCUGCAGAAGGGGAUUGUUUAGGAAGAACCUGAAGGGGAGAGGAGCCGUGUCAUCCUGGUUGCUCAGGGCUAGGAGACCCCAGCAGAGCAGGCUGUACUGCAGAGUCCCUCUCACUGAAGCUUUUGACUGUACAACAAGGGCAUUUAUUUCUUCUGAAUCACACUUGCACUGACAGACGUUGGGACAUCAGGCUCGCCACCUUCUCUGCCAAGGACAGACAAGCUCCUGUCCCCUCCUUGAAUGGGUCGUACUUUCAUUCAAGGAAACUUUGCUGCUUGUUGGUUUCUGCCUUGUGCACAGCAUUAUAAAGAGAAAAGUGGCAGCAAUCUUUGGGAGCCAGUGCUCCUGCAAGGGUUAUCUCAGGGUCACACAUCCCACUGAGCUCUUGGGAGCUAUCACGUACAGGGUGAUCCUGCUCCUUCUCUGCUGAAGCUGUUCCCAAGAGCCCUUUCUGCACCAGCACACCUCUGCUCACCUCCCUGCGCCCUGAGCUCUAGCAGCCCUACAGCUGGGUACAGCUCUUGCACCUGGCUGGCCCCUGAAGGUGGGUCAGGCUCUCAAAGGCCACUCUGGGAAAAGAAGGGAUGAGGAGGAAGAAGCUGAGCGUGCUUGUGGUCAUCAGCCCUUAGCUGGGCUCUGUCGGCUGUCAGCUCCUUUUGCAGGUGGCAAAAUGCCUUUUUCCCACAUCUUCCUGAUGUUGUUGCCGGACCAAAGCUGGCUCACUGUUGCACUGAGCCAUUCCCAUGUCCCUAAGGUACAUCAAGCCACAAGUUCCCAAACAGGCAUUGCUGCUUUUUAUAGGAAGAGCUUGUGUUGGCCCAGGUUCCUUGGCCAGUAGUGAUUGUCUGUGCCUGCAGGGACUCUGGUGGGAUCAGUGUGCCCUCAGGUAUAACCCACUAAAGCAAUCCAGGGUCACUGUGCUGGUAACACAGCAGCCUCCAGUCUAGGGAAAGUGUUUAUUAGUUAAUGCUCCUGUAGGCAGCUGGCAGCAGUUAAACAGCAUGAGUAUGCACAGAUUGAACCACUCUUUCCACCAGCAAAAUUAGUGAAGAUUUGCCUUUUCUUUCCUCAUAGCACAGGCUUAUCCUAUGGCCACAAGACCCAGGGCUUGUGAGUGCACAUACUGCAGCCCACACAAGUAGGACGAUGCCACUGAUUGAGUUUAUUAUUACUUUCUUCCAUGUUUUCAUUUCUUGGUCCAAAAAAAGAGAGGUAAGUCAGAAAUCCAUUUUUGUAAAAACACUCAGAAACCACUGGUGCCUGUCUACCUCCCACAAAAUCUCAGAAAUCUCUUCUCCUAAUGACCUGUAAAUGUGGAGGCAAAAAGAAAGCAGAUACUGUAGAGGGGAAGGCAUAGCAAAGACAGAUCUCUUUCCCCAAGCAGAGGUGUAGGCAGUGUGGAGGGGGUCAGGAUUUGCAACCCCAACAAUGCCUUCUCCUUUAGGCAAGCACAGAAACAGAGCUCUCCCUGUCUGUCCCUCUGCAUAGUCCAGGCCAGAAAAUGUCACCCAGUUAUUUCUAUUUCAUGCCUGAAAGCAGAAGCCCUAAUAUAUUGAAGGUCCUAAAGGUAAGGGAAAAAUCUACCAUGUCCUAAGAUCUUUGGGCAGAUCAUUGUUCUUCCAAAAACCUGUGUCGUAUUUUUGCUCUGAACUAGGUGGCUUCAGCUUCUGUUGGAUCUUGUUCUGCCCAUUUCCAAAAGACUGAGUAACUCUGCUAUUAAAAUCCCUUUUUCCUCAGUGGUGCUUGCAAGUUGUCAUUCUAUCAUAUUAAAUAGAUUGGUUUUCAAUCUGUAAAGUGGUCUCUGCAUGUCACUUGUGGCUCUCAACUCCACUUCUUUUAAAAAUUUUACAUCUUUCUGAAACCUGGACACCAAAGUUUUCAGCAGGUAGUGGAGUCACUAAUAGUGUAUAUAUCUGGUUUUGAUCUAUGCUUUAUGUAACCCUUUCAUAUAUCUCUGGUCCAGGUCUGUUCACAUAACAGAAAAUUUUUAGGCUUUUGAGUCUAGCUGGACUAUUACAACUUUUUUCCCAGUCAUGGCAUUUCAGAACAGACUCUGUCUCACAUCCUAUAUCAGUGUCUCUCAAUAUGAGCCAUUUUUCCUUCUGUGUGGCUCCACUGAAACACAUAUUAUUCAAAGAAUAUUGCCCCAAGCAGAUUAUCCAGUUCAAUCUGCAAAUGACCUUUCACCAGCUGUGAGUCUGCUGACCAGUUUUUGUUUAUCUGCAAAUACACUGCAAUGUCAGAAUUCAGCUAGGGAUGCAGCCUUCCUUCUGUUGUUUGCAGCAAAGACAGGUAGAUGAGAGAUGAGCAGCAGGUUUUGGCCAUGGAAGGCAUGCAGGAGAAACGUGUGAUCAGAGCUGCUUGUGCUGCCCAGACACCUCAUCUGCAGCACGCCCCAACCAUCACAUGCCACCUUCCUUGCAUACAGAGCCUUUGUAGCAGAGCAGAGGCCCCAGAGAAGCUCCCAGGUGAGCUGGUGCAUCCGUCCUUCCCGUGAACAACUUGGCAACCUGCAGAGUGGCAGCUCCUCUCCAGAGACCUCCUUGGGGAUCUGGCAGCUGCUCAGUUGUGUCCAUGAUGAGAACUGGCAGAUCCAUCAGGACAUGUCAGAAAUUGAUGCAAAAACUUCAUGUGGAAGUUGGAGUGGAAAGAAAGCUUGUUCUAGUCUGCUCUUCUUGUCCUUGCUAAGGAUUUAUGUGAAAGGAAAAUGACAAAUAUCUGGGAGAAGAGCUUUUACAGUAUUUUGUAUCUUCAUCGCAAGCCCCAUAGCAUUAAUACUGUUAGCUCCUGAUUCUGGAGCCAGGUGAGCAACUGGCAUCUUCACUUACUCCUCCUGUCUUAAUUAUCUCACUUUUUGGCUUGAGUUUUGGGGGGUUUUAAGCUUUAAAUAUGACUUGAGUGCAACAAAAGGGCCCGAACUAAGAUAAAUGCAAAAUAUGUUACAAUAUUUUUAAACCUUAUGACUUUGAGACCCCAUUCAUAAUUCAAUCUCUACAGGAUAAGAACUUCUAAGGUGACAACAUGCCAGUUGAGCAGCCUGAGGCUCCAGGAAUUGGUUGACUGAAGGCAUCCUGUCAGGGUCAUGUCACUGCCUGGUAGUGAACAUUCACAGAACGACCUAUGAUUGUUUUCUCUACAUUUCUCCUGUUAUUGCAGGACUUUAUUCAUGGAGGCUACUCAAAAUCCUGGGUCAAAGAGCUCAAGUUUAUGAACAUUCAUUUCUUUGCUUCUUGUUGCAUCUGAUCCAGCUGUAUUCAACUCAAAUGUGUGUUCCAGAGCCACCCAACAUGUACAUGAAGACCAUUAAUGAUACUGGAGGGAGUUUCCAAAUAUGCCAAUAAUAAUGUAUAAUUUCUCUUGUUAAUACAGUUGAUCUGCCUCAGUGAUAAUUAUCUAUGCCUUAUUUCUAAUUUGAUAGCUUCUGGCUUUCAUUUCUAGACACUUCCUGCUUUACCAAUUUGCUUUUCCUGGGUAAAAAGCAUCUUUUGACAUCACAUGUUCCUGUCUCACAUACUUACUCACUAUUCAGCUCUGCUGCACUGCCAAGACUCUAGACCUUGGUCUCUCCUGAAGAGAGAGUUCUCCUGGGCUCCUAGGAAGCUCUGAGAUGUGCUGCAGCAAGGUGGGAUGAGCGUCUCUGCUUUGGGUUCAAAUGUUGAUUGGUCCAUUUUUGGGGAGAUUCCUUGCAGAAGAAGUUGAUAGCUUUGCAGGGUGCAAGAGCAGCCUGGUCUCACUGGGACUGAUGACCUCUAUGAGCUCUGCUAUAUUUAGCCGAGUGUCAAGUGUGGGGCAAAACUAUUGGAACUUGUCACAAGAGAGCCUGGAUACCUGCAGCAUCCUCACCUCUUGCAGGAAAACUGUUCCCCACCACAGGCUAGGUACCUUUCACUCUUCUCCCUCAUAAAGCUGCCUCUCCUCUGUGCACAGGCUACAGCAGAUUUCUCCAGCCCUACAGCAAAGCACAGUGGGGCCUCCACUUGGAAGAAAGCUCUCAGAAGUGAGGCCAUCACCUCUGCACUGGAAGGCUGAUUUGAAGUGUUGGCACUGGCCAGGGCUUUCCAGUUUCUCCCAGAGCAGUUCUGGGCCGGAUGUGUGCCCCUUCACUCUCCACCCCAAUUCUUCCCAUGCUCUGUGCCAGGCAGGAUGUGCAGGCUCUGCAGGGCUGCCAGCUUUGUCACAGGCUCAACAGCCUGUUCAGGAGGGACUGGGGAGAGCACACAGCCCCUGCCACCCAGGCCAUGUGUUUUCUUUCCGUGGCCCAACCCUGAAGAAAUGGAUCUUUGUUUUGAUGCACACACAAGCCUCUGUAUGCUUAUCAUAAUAAAGACUUCUGAACUGA